UGGCGAUGAAAACAAACCCGUCGUGGCGCUCGCAGAUACAAGACGCAGUUCCGAAUCGAACCGAUCCGAAACGAUCCGAUCCUAUCCUCUUCGCGUAGCAGUGAAAAUUUUUACCCUGAAAAGAUAUAAAGAAGCACCAAUAUAAAUCAAAUAAAAUAAUAAACUAAAAUAAAUCAAACAGACAACGACAAAACGGAAGCUUACACCAAUCUACUCUUUGAAAAAAGACGUAACGGAUCUCGCGUUAAUUAAAUUUGGUGACACUUUCCAUUGAGGAUUGAUAAAGGAGCCGCAACAACAUGGCCAAGGACCUGAGCACUCUGGGCUGGGAUUAUCUGAUGUUCGUCCUGUUUAUAGCCAUCACCGUCUUGGGGCCGCUUUGGAAACGAAUUUUCGGCAAAAAAAAGGAGCGCAGCAAGGCCGAUUAUGUUUUUGCCACCGGCGGUGUUUCGAUCGUAGCUGUGAUGAUUUCUAUAGCUCGAGGAACGCUAGGAGUACGAUCUGUCUUGGGUUAUCCCAGUGAGCUGUACUAUCGAGGUUCUGCCAUGUGGGAGAUCAUCUAUGGCAUGAUGAGUGCCUACCCGAUUGUGUGCUUCAUGUUCGUGCCCGUCUACUUCAACUUGGGCAUCACCUCCGUCUAUCAGUACAUCGAUCUCAGGUUCAAGAGCCGCACGGUCAGGUGCCUGGCAUCGGCCACCUAUAUAGUAAGACAGAUUUGCAACCUGGGCAUCACCGUGUACACACCCAGCGUGGCCCUCUCGACGGUGAUUGGGAUACCCUACUGGGCCUCCAUCGUGGGCAUGGCCAUCAUUUGCAUAUUCUUCACCAUUAUGGGCGGUCUGAAGGCGGCCAUCAACGCGGAUGUCAUCCAGACCCUGACCAUUUUGGUUGUCACCGUCGCCGUCUGCAUCCAGGGCACCAUUUCCACGGGCGGCGUCAAGAAGGUCUACCAACUGAAUCGCGACAAUGGUCGUCUCAACUUCUUCAACUUCACCGGCGACAUGACUGUUCGAGUGGAUACCACCUCGGCCUGGCUGGGACAGCUGUUUAUGUCCCUCUCCCAGAUUGGGUGCCAGCAGAACUUCAUGCAGCGCUACGUCAGUCUGAAGUCCUUAAAGCAAGUGCGACGAGUGAUGCUCACCAAUGUUCCCCUGGUGUUCUUCUUCUUUUCCCUCUCCUGGCUGUCCGGCAUGGUCAUCUACUCCACAUACAUCAACUGCGAUCCAUAUGCGGAAGGCUACAUCAAGAAGCCCGAUGAGAUCCUGCCCUUUUUCGUAGAGGAUCAGCUCGGAUUCUUGCCCGGCUUUGUCGGAAUAUUCAUGGCCACUCUUUUCAAUGGAGCGCUCUGCAUGAUGGUCUCCAACCUGAACUCCCUGGCCACUGUUUGUUGGGAGGACUUCAUUUCGCAGUUUCCCAGGUUCAAAGGACUCUCCGACAAGCAACAGUUGAGAAUCCUCAAGCUAAUCACCGUCAUCUGUGGACUAAUUAUCAUGUGCGUGGCCUUUGGAGUGGGCCUACUGGCUGGUGUGAUUGAAUCCUCGCUGCUUGUGUUUUCGGCCACCUCGGGUCCCUUGUUGGGUUGCUUCAUAUUGGCCAUGAUGGUGCCAAUUGCCAAUUGGAAGGGCACCUCUGCCGGUAUGAUCACCGCCUGCGCCUUUGUCCUGUGGAUCAUUGGCGGAGGAAUGACCGUUGAAAAGUCGAAUCCCAUGUUGCCCACAUCGACGGAGGGUUGCUCCAACCACAGUUUUUCGGACUCGAUUACGAAGCCCUUGAUGGAACCUGGACAGAUGCCUUGGCUGCUGACUCACACUCCCAUCAAUGGAUACAACCAGAGCUUCGUAGCCUCACCCCCAACAAUAGCACCUGAAAGAUCUGGACUGGAGACCUUCUACUCCAUUAGCUUCAUGUACUACAGCUUGAUCGGCACGGCGCUGACUGUCAUCAUCGGCACCCUGAUCAGCCUGCUGACCCAGCACCCGGAUGAUGCCUACGAUGGCAAGCUUCUCCACCCGCUGAUCUUACGUCUGUGCGAGCGUUUCUCUGGCCACAAACCGUACUAUCUCAAGCACGAGGAGGAGUCCGGCUUGAAUGGGCGUAACAGCAGUGAAUCCUCGGCCUCCGGGACGACAACCUCUAAGGAGGAGAAGGUCAACCACGGUUAUGAAUCCUCGCCAGAGGAGAAGGAAAAGAACAAUCCCAUUGCGGUGGUUUUCACCACAUCAGAAGGAGCAAAGGAGCAGCCAUCCAUAUGCGACAGUAGUCGGAUCCAAAUCGACACCGUGCCGGGAGAGGGGGAGACGGGCGUAUACCGCCAGCUGGCUGGCAGAUCUGCGCUCUAAGAUCUGUCUUAGCCUGUCCAAUUAGUUUGUAGUUCGCUAAGCUAAGACCUAGAAUAGAUCUAUUAGUUAGCCAAGUGUUUUUCAAGUCUAUAAAGAUGCUGUGAUUUUCUGCGCGCGACUAUUGUUGAGCAAUUUUCGCGCCUGUUGUAGCAAUCAAGUUUCAUUCGCAUGUACUUAUCGCAUGUGUGUGCGUGACAGUGUGCAAUAAAUAAAGACAAAUAAACGUA
This is a messenger RNA of Drosophila bipectinata, 2566 nucleotides long. Its product is annotated as sodium-coupled monocarboxylate transporter 2. Lineage: Eukaryota; Metazoa; Arthropoda; Insecta; Diptera; Drosophilidae. Gene Ontology annotation, molecular function: symporter activity. Gene Ontology annotation, cellular component: membrane. The record is from RefSeq and is a predicted model, not a curated record. Gene Ontology annotation, biological process: sodium ion transport; transmembrane transport.